CCGUUCUGUACAACUUCCCGGUCCUUUCGCCGGCUAUUCUUUGUCUUGUUGCACAUUAGCCUCUGCUAAAAAGUGCUUAUCCCAACUUUAACUUCUUUCUCUCUUUCUUUCUCUCUGGACACAAAACUCUUUCUGCUCUUGCAAAACUUUACUCAACACACUAGCAAACACAGCAACACCAAACAAACAAGAAACAAAUCUUACUAUAAUCUCUUUCUUUCUUUCAUACAAAGCUUUACAGCUUCUCACUUUGCUCUCUCACUCACAACAAAGAAGUACUUGCUGACAUUUGCUGCAACACUACUUUCUUUCUUUCUUUCUUGACAACUAAUUACAAUGCCUCUUCCAUGGCUUCUAAUCUUUUUUUUCUCUUCCUUCACCAACCCACCUCUCAUCACUUCUUCAAUCCUCUUUCCCAGUGACGCAUUGUCCCUCCUGAGCUUCAAAAACUCUAUCACUCUUGACCCUUCUAACCUCCUCUCCACAUGGACCCCAUCCACCAACCACUGCCACUGGUAUGGCAUCACUUGCCACAGGGACAGAGUCAUCUCCUUAAACCUCACAAACACUUUGGCCAAAGACUCUGCUCUCUCUGGAACAAUCUCAGCUUCCAUUGCAAACCUCACCCAGCUCAGAACUUUGUCCAUUCCCCACAACAUGUUCUUUGGUGAAAUCCCAGGUAGCAGCAUCGGAAAGCUUCGGUUUUUGGAGGUUCUUGAGCUUCAAGGUAACAACUUUUCAGGAAAUAUUCCGACCCAGAUAACCCGUCUUUACUAUCUUAGCUUGGUAAAUUUGUCCCAUAAUUCGGUUUCGGGUCCCAUACCCAAUAGACUGAUUGGUUUGAGAAAUUUACGAGAUGUUGAUUUGUCCCAUAAUCAGCUCUCUGGUAGGAUUAAAAUUAGUGUAGAUAGUUUGAGUAAAUGUAAGUUGUUGAAUCAUUUGAGGCUUUCUCACAACUUUCUGACUGAUUCUAUUCCACCUGAGAUUGGAAAUUGUUGGAAUUUGAGGACCCUUUUGCUUGAUGGGAACAUAUUUGAAGGCCGGAUCCCGGCCACGAUUGGCCAGAUUUCUGAGCUCCGGGUUCUGGAUGUUUCUAGAAAUAGCCUAACUGAUAAGAUCCCACAAGAGCUUGGCAAUUGCAGGAAGUUGUCUGUUCUUGUGUUGACUAAGGUUGACUCUGGGUCUGGUUACAAUGAGUAUAGCUUGGUGGAUAGUUAUGGAGUUGAAUUCAAUGCCUUUCUUGGGGGUGUUCCUUCUGAGGUCUUGUUGCUUCCCAGCUUACAGGUUUUGUGGGCGCCUAGAGCGAAUCUUGGUGGCCGGUUACCUGGUAAUUGGAGUGAUUUGUGCUCGCUGAGAGUCCUCAAUUUGGGGCAGAAUUAUAUCACUGGUGUGGUACCUGAAAGUCUGGGGUUGUGUAAGAAUCUCAGUUUCUUGGAUUUGAGUUCAAACAGUUUGCUGGGAUACCUCCCUACUCAAAUGCGGGUUCCAUGUAUGGUGUACUUCAAUGUCAGCCGGAACAACAUAUCUGGUUUUCUUCCAAGGUUUGAGAAUGGCAGUUGUGAUGCUUCCAUGAUGAUCUCUUAUGGGCAAUAUCCUAAUAACCUAGAUAAGGAAGAUAUUCAAAAUGCCUACUUUAACAUUCCUGUUUGGGGUUCUCAGAAGAAUACCUUUUAUGGACUGGGGUUGGGAGAGAAUAAAGAAAUCAUUCAUGAUUUUAGUUGGAAUAGCCUCACUGGUUCACUACCUUUGUUCUCUCUAGGCGAAGGGUUGUUGGCAACCAAUUUAAAGUUCACAUACAGAUUGUUACUGAAUGAUAACAAGUUCAAUGGGAAACUUCCUGGCCAGAUAGUUUCAAACUGUAAUGAUCUGGAUAGCUUUUUGGUUAACUUGAGUGCAAACCAACUAUCUGGUGAACUUCAUCAAGCACUACUUCUUGACUGUCUACAGCUGAAAGAGUUUGAAGCAGCACAGAAUCAGAUCGGUGGAUCAAUUAGCCCUGGUAUUGGUGGCUCUAUGAUGCUUCAACGUAUUGACUUAAGUGGAAAUAAACUGUUUGGACCUCUUCCUUAUCAAUUGGGGAAUCUGAAAAAUCUGAGAUGGAUGCUUCUAGGAGGAAACAAGUUAACAGGAGGAAUCCCUUUUCAAUUAGGUAAUUUGACUUCUCUUAUGGUUUUGGACUUAUCUCGAAAUGCUCUAACAGGAACUAUCCCUGCAAGUUUGACAAAUGCCUCAAGUCUUGAAAUCGUGCUGCUCGAUCACAAUGGGCUUUAUGGGGACAUACCUUCGUCUUUCUCAACUCUAACUAAUCUUACCAAACUGGAUGUUUCUUUCAACAACCUUUCUGGUCAUAUCCCACAUCUUCAGCUCCUGAGUGAUUGUGAUUCCUUCCGAGGGAAUAGAUAUCUGCAUUCUUGCCCAGAUUUAUACUCUGCCUCACCUGCUGGGCUUCCGGUUUCACCUGAAGUUCAAAAUUCGCCCAAACAAAGAAAACUGAAGUCUGCCAUAAUUGCUGCUGUAACCUCUGCUUCUCUUGUACUAUGUGUACUCCUAGUAAUAGUUCUUGUCAUUAUUUUUGGGAGGAGAAAGCUUGGUAGACUCGCUAGCUUGAGAAGGAAAGUAGUAGUGACCUUUGCAGAUUCUCCAAUUGAACUGAAUUAUGAUAAUGUGGUUAGAGCUACUGGGAAUUUCAGCAUGCAGAAUCUUAUAGGUGCAGGUGGCUUUGGGUCAACUUACAAGGCAGAAUUGGUCCCAGGUUUCCUUGUAGCUGUGAAAAGGCUCUCUAUAGGUAGGUUUCAAGGCAUUCAACAAUUUGAUGCAGAGAUAAGAACAUUAGGAAGAAUUCGACACAAGCACCUUGUAACUCUUAUUGGAUAUUAUGGGGGCGAGGCUGAAAUGUUCCUAAUUUACAAUUAUCUUUCUGGUGGAAACCUUGAAACCUUCAUUCACAACAGGUCGGCCAAUAAUGUACAGUGGCCAGUUGUCUACAAGAUCGCAAUUCACAUAGCACAGGCUCUUGCUUUCCUUCACUACUCCUGUGUUCCUCGGAUUGUUCAUCGGGACAUAAAACCUAGCAACAUCCUGCUUGAUGAGGAGCUUAAUGCCUAUCUGUCGGACUUUGGGUUGGCUAGGCUUCUUGAAGUAUCUGAGACCCAUGCCACUACAGAUGUUGCUGGCACCUUUGGGUAUGUAGCACCAGAAUAUGCAACCACAUGCAGGGUUUCUGACAAAUCAGAUGUUUAUAGCUUUGGUGUUGUUCUGUUGGAACUGAUCUCAGGGAAAAAGUCACUUGACCCAUCAUUUUCUGAGUAUGGGAAUGGGUUCAAUAUUGUGGCAUGGGCCAAGUUGUUGACCAAUGAAAGUCGUUCUUCUGAGCUUUUCUCUCCUGAAUUAUGGGAAACAGGGCCUAAGGAGAACCUGUUAGGACUGUUGAGGAUUGCAUCAACUUGCACAGCAGAGGCACUUUCUGUUCGGCCAUCAAUGAAGCAGGUUCUUGAUAAAUUGAGACAGUUGAAAAAUUAAAAACGACACACAUUAACUAGCACUGGAUUGUGAUGGGAAGGUGAAGUUGCUCACGUCUACAGGAUAUUCCUUUCAUUGAGGGCAAUGAGAUGUGACUUUGUGAAUUUUCUGGGAUUGUUUAUAGGUAAGAUUCCAGUGGAAUUGUGGCUGCCAGGACUCAUGUCUUCAUAAUCCAUCUUGCCCACCAUUAAGGUUAUUGCAGCUUGUAGAGCUUAUGAAAUCUUCACCUGAAAUUUGUGGUGUACAAAUCAGUCGUUGGGACUCAUUAUAACCAUUGCAGUGGGCCUAUUUAUUUCAUUGCAAUGGACCUAUUCACAGGAUUCAACAAUUUUGAACUGUCAACAUUUAAAUACUCAUUGUAUAUAGAAAAUCUCUUUGUAAUUACUUUCCCUAAUAAAAUAUCACUCUAUGCAAUUUCUUACCCCAAGUCAGCUUUAAAA
Molecule: messenger RNA, 3959 nt
Organism: Quercus lobata
Lineage: Eukaryota; Viridiplantae; Streptophyta; Magnoliopsida; Fagales; Fagaceae
Product: LRR receptor-like serine/threonine-protein kinase RPK2
Exons: 3
Coding region: 337-3519 (1060 amino acids)
Biological process (GO): protein phosphorylation
Molecular function (GO): ATP binding; protein binding; protein kinase activity
Source: RefSeq, a predicted model, not a curated record